Molecule: messenger RNA, 483 nt
Organism: Rhizophagus irregularis DAOM 181602=DAOM 197198
Lineage: Eukaryota; Fungi; Glomeromycota; Glomeromycetes; Glomerales; Glomeraceae
Source: RefSeq, a predicted model, not a curated record
AUGUUGAAAAAUAUUGAAAAUACUGUAAAAAAAAUUGUAAUAAAACAUACAGUAAAACAAGAAGAAAAAUAUAAAAAAAGACUCACCGAGUUAUUUGGAGAUCAAUCAAAAUUAUUAGAAGACAUCAAGAUAAAUAAAUCUGUCCUAGUAACCUCAAUUUCCAAGAUGAAAGAAGAUAAUCUCACUCUUGUGGUUCAAUGGAACUUUGAUGCAUUUGAUAUAAACAGAAGUAGAGACAGAAAUCCAUUACAUACUAUCGACAAUCUUAUCAAAUAUAUCCAAAACUCAGGUGGUGAAGACUUAUUCAAUCUACAUACAAUGUUCAUGUUUCAAACUGAAAGAGAUUUUUAUGAAUGUGUACGUCACUUUCCAGCUUGGUCACGCCAUACCAUUGGACUUGAUGAUGUUGCUACCACUCUUAAGAUAGUACAUCAUAAUAUAUAUGAAGUUUUUCAAUACGAGUUUGCUUUCAACUGGCCUUAA